Verruconis gallopava is the source of this 846-nucleotide messenger RNA. RefSeq lists its product as uncharacterized. The record is from RefSeq and is a predicted model, not a curated record. Lineage: Eukaryota; Fungi; Ascomycota; Dothideomycetes; Venturiales; Sympoventuriaceae. The transcript has a single exon. The coding region runs from base 1 to 846 and encodes 281 amino acids.
AUGGCAGUUGGCCUGCUUGAUCUCCCCAACGAGCUGCUCGGCCACAUAUGCAGUUACGCCAUGAUGUACCAACAUGGCCUCCGCAACGAAGCAAAUAUCCCUUUAAGAUGCUUGAUCUCAGACCAUCUGUCGAACAAGCUUCGCAUCCUGCUUCGGCCGAUGCGCUCAUGCCGUCGACUCUACACGAUCGCGCGCCAACAGUUCCUAGAAGUGAACGUGGUAGCGCUCGAUCUCAACAACCUCCGCAUGAGCGCGUGUCGUCUCGAACACCAACCAACCGUCGGCCAGAUCUUGUACACGGGCAAUCCGGAUCCGCUCCUCGCACGCUUGGUGCACGUGCAGGUGACGAUCCCACUCCUCGACGCCCCCUUGCAGAAGACUGUGGCCAUGGAGGCUGCAAACCUUAUGGAGCUGGUCACCCUGUGCAGGACGCUGAAGUCACUGCACGUGAUCUUGAAGGUCGACAGCUGGAGGUCUCAGGGGACGGACGAGGAUCGACAUGGUUCGUCGCAACGGCAAGUCGGCCAUGUCGACAGGAGGUUUAAAAAACAUGCGCUGGCAAUUCUGGGAAUCUUGCGUGACCUUCCUGUUCGCAUUGCUACAGUUGCAUUUCAAGAGUGGAUCUUUGAUGCCUCUGUGCUCGACGCGAGGUAUCUGGAGCCCGAAUCUGUUGUGGACGUCUUGUUUGAUCCACAACCUCUCUACGGCGGCGACACAAGCUGCUUGCGUCAGACAGUGAGAAUUGCGACCGCCCCAAAACUUUUGGACAUGCCUGAGCGGCGGAUAAAGCUAUCAUGGGGUGCUUCGGAUGAUGUAGCCAAAGACUUUCUUGCUCAACGAACAUGA